This is a messenger RNA of Cuculus canorus (common cuckoo), 7608 nucleotides long. RefSeq names its product ER membrane protein complex subunit 7 (gene EMC7). Gene Ontology annotation, molecular function: carbohydrate binding. The record is from RefSeq and is a predicted model, not a curated record. The transcript has 5 exons. NCBI's taxonomy places the organism in Eukaryota, Metazoa, Chordata, Aves, Cuculiformes, Cuculidae. Gene Ontology annotation, cellular component: EMC complex. Bases 16 to 807 code for a protein of 263 amino acids.
CCUGCGCGAUGGGCCAUGGCGCAUGCGUGGAGGCGGUUAGCCAGCCCCGCUGCGUUUCGGGAGGGAGGCGGUGGCGCCAUGGCGGCGCGCGGCGGGGUUCUAGGUUUGGUGCUGCUCUGCCUUUUGGCCUCGCCGUUCCCCGAUGUCGCCUGCGCCUCGGAAGCGGUCGGGACAGCGGAAUCGCCGGGCAGCGCGGGCCCAGGGGAGCGGUUUAAGAUCGAGGGCCGGGCCGUGGUGCCGGGGGUGAAGCCACAGGACUGGAUCGCGGGGGCCCGGGUGCUGGUGGACGGGGAGGAGCACGUCGGCUUCCUCAAGACAGAUGGAAGUUUUGUGGUUCAUGAUGUACCAUCAGGAUCUUAUGUAGUGGAAGUUAUAUCCCCUGCUCAUAAAUUUGAGCCCGUGCGAGUUGACAUAACUUCAAAAGGCAAAAUGAGAGCAAGAUAUGUGAAUUACAUCAAAACCUCUGAAGUUGUCAGGCUGCCAUACCCACUCCAAAUGAAGUCUUCUGGACCUCCUUCAUACUUCAUAAAGAGAGAAUCUUGGGGAUGGACAGAUUUCCUCAUGAACCCUAUGGUGAUGAUGAUGGUUCUUCCAUUACUGAUAUUUGUGCUUUUGCCUAAAGUUGUCAACACCAGUGAUCCUGAUAUGAGACGGGAAAUGGAGCAAUCUAUGAACAUGCUGAAUUCUAACCAUGAGCUGCCAGAUGUCUCUGAAUUCAUGACAAGACUUUUCUCUUCAAAAUCCUCCAGCAAGUCUGGUAGUAGCGGCAGUAAAUCAGGGAAAAAUAGUUCUGGAAAAAGGAGGUAGUUAAGUCUUCCUCCUAAACAUGAGUUUGCACAACUGUUUGUUAUGUGGUAUCAUAUUUAUUUGUCUUGAAAGAUCAAAAAGCCACUACUGUAAACUUUAAGCCAGGCACAAAAUACAGUAUCCUACAACUGUGCUGUGUAGUUUUUUUAGUCUAUAUAAGCUGUUUUGUACUUGACAGUAAGCAAAAGAGGAUGUGGCUUCAAUACUGUAUCUGUAUAAAGUUAUUGAUAAUAUUGAAUUAACUAUAUUGUUCUGUAGAGAAUUACUAUAAAUUAGUAAGAUGUACUAAACAUAAAGGAAGAAUGGAGAAUUCGAGCCAUUAAAAGAAUUGUAAGGAUCCUAAUAAAACUUUGGAAGGAGCAUAUGAAGUAUCUGCACUUCUGUUUCUCUUUGAGCAGAUAUCCUAGGCAAUUUCUUUGUGCAUCAGAUGCAGUUGCGGUGUACUGUUCCCCUGCAUUCCUGAACAGGAAACUCUGCCCCACCCCUAGAAAUCUGUUAUCUGAACAAUCCAAGCCCAAAAAUCUUGCUACCUAAUGAUACUCCCUCAAUUGUGUAUGUUGUUAUUCUCCUUUUCAGACCUGGUAAGUGUGAUAAAGUGAUUUGUAUGAAUGUAUUGGUCUGCUGCUGAAUUAAUGCUAGUUGCAAUGAUACCAGCUUCAGGAUUUUUGUUGGUUUGGUUUUGUUUUAUUAAAUUUAUUUAUUUUUAAAAAUUAAUUUAGAGCUGCAAUCUGUGUGUCAAGUGAGUAAAGUGGUUCUAGACAGACUUAAAGUUGUAAUGUGGUCAUGGACUAUCAUAAAUGCCACUAGGCAAAGCUUAUUUGUUAGCUUUUCUAUUGCAGUUAACUGCUGUAAUGCAAAGUUGUUUUCCUGCAGAAGGUAAAUGUUCACUAUAGUUCAUUUGUACUUCUUUGUCCUUAUUUACAGAUUUUUAGUAAUCUUUCUUCUUGUGUUAGAUCUGCCUCCAUUUCCCCCCAAAAAACAGCUGCCUUGUAGCGAAGCAGCUGAUACCUCAGAACAGAAAUGGGUCAUCCUGCCUUCUGCCUACAAGUUAUGGUACGCCUCAGGCUUUGCAGUUCAUUGGCUUAACAAGAGAGAUUUGUUCAACUUUUUGCUGUAUUUCUGUUGGGGAGUUAAAUCAGUUCUCAAAAAGAUCAAAUUUUGGGGAGUUAAAUCAGCUCCCAGAAGGAUCAAAGAAAUACCAGAGCCGGCAGAAAACAAGUACUAGAGGCAUGCAGUCAGAAGCAGGAACUCCUCUCUGUUUCUAUCAGUGAGUGAGAGUAAUACAUCAGCUCACUGCAUCUUAAAGAUUUGUAGCCCAAGAGCUUGUUUGGCUGUGUCCUGAAUGAGUGGACAACUCCCAAGUUUGUGAUAGGCUGUGUAGAAGGGAGAGGAGACAUAUUUUACUGAAGUGUUUCAACUAUUAGUCAUUUAAGAUGGCCUGGGGGGUGUUCAGAACACUGAAGUAAUUUUAUCGAUUGCUUCAUCAAAGGUCUUCCAUUCUUCACAUGUAAAGAAGAUACUUGUUUAAGGAUAUCUCUCUGUUUUAAACAAACUAUUUGUUGGUGCUCCAUAUCUUUUUUUAAUGAAUGGAAUGAUAAUGGCUCUGUAAAUGGGGUGUGUAUUACUUCACAGAGAAAGGUUGGCUUGUGGUUAAGGUUAGAUUUGCGGAGGGGACUUUAAACUCUCAAGUGCUUUGGGUUCUGAUACAACUGUUGUGCUCUGCACAAAUCAUUUAUGAUUUGUUUCAAUUUCUUGUGUAUGAAGUAAUGAGAAGCUUUUCUAACAAACGUAAUUAUAAGGAUAAAUUUAAUAAUGAAUAUCGGCUACUCAAAUAGUAUGGCUGUGAGCUUACUGAAGAAAAUCCAGUAUGUAAUCUUCUUAAAGAACAACUUUGUUAAGCAUUUAUAUGUAGUUUUUCAUACAUAGUUAUUGAAGAAACCCUUUUAAGUAACCACACAUCAAUAUUUCCAAAGGUAGCUAGGCAAUUUAGUGAAACUUUUAAAUUACCAAAAUCCAUUUAAGCAUCUCCACUUAGGUGUUAAUGGACCUUUAAUUGCAUAAAGCUUGUGUGUGAUCAGUAGCUUAAAGAGGGCAAAGUUUGGUUUACAGUCUUAUAAAAGGACUGGGCUUUUUCAGGCUAACAGUGAGUGCAGUACCUUAAGGUACUGAAAAGGUUUAACUUCCGUUUUUAAGAUGUCUGACCUUAAUCUUUCGGCUAUUGAUAGUAAAUAGUGAAUUUGUGUCCAUGUGAUUUUUUUUGUUUCAUUUGAAACCUGUUUCUUUUAGGAAAAUAACCAAUAUGAAAUAUAAUAAUAGUAAAUCCUUAGUGGCAAUGCAUACUUUUCCAUUCUGAUGUGUCAGAAUGAAAUACGGAUAUAUAUGGCUAUGUAUUAUGCUUAUUUAAUGAACUGAAGGAGAAUAGAAGUGUUUACAUAUACUGUUGAUGGGCUGAGGAAUACAGAAAGAGUUCAAAAUUUUGAACUUCAAAUCAAUGGAGGAACCCAUUUACUGAAGAAAGUAUGUUGAAAGGUGAAAAAUGUAUGUACGCACUUUUUGCACCUUCGUGAGCAGGAAAAGUGUGAGAUACACCUGUGGUGCACAAGGCAUUGGGAAGAUGCCUUUCUCCAAAGACUGGUUACUAAACAGGUAAUCCAGCUUGCCUGGGACUUCUGUGCAUGCUGUACUUUCCGAAACAGUGCAUAGAUGCUGUGUUUCAGGAGUUUCUUGCCUGUGCUGACUUUCCUACCAUAUCCAGAAAUUAUUGGGAGUGGAGGGACUUGUUAUUUGGCAUAUUCAAAAGUAUAUUGACAGCUUUUGCACAGGCUUAAUAGUAUGAAUCGGCAGAUUCCCAUGCCUACGUAUGUUCUCUGGCAGUGUUUUAUUUAGUAAGAUACUUGAAAUUACAGAUUAUUGAAAGGAGAAAAAUUUGGAGCAAGACCCCAAAGGUAAUGUAAGAACAUGAAGAAAACUGCAGAAAUUUUAAAGACUGCUGACACAGCAGAUUUGAUCCAAAUAUUAAGAUUUGAAAAAAAAAAAAAAACUUUGAAAAAAAAUUGUGGAUGAAAAAUGUUUUUGUGAUAUUCUGUAUCUAUAGACAUUCUCUUCUAGGCAAUUGUAACAUUGGCAGUAGAGCUAGCAUAUACAGACAAAUGAUUAUCAUUAUUGCUAGCUAAUGAACGUGCCUGGCCACUUCAUGACUCAUUUAUGUCUGUCUUUCGUAACUGUAGUCACAGCUGUUAGGAGAGCACAGAGAGAGCAGUGCAGAGUACAGGGGAAGCGAUUCUCCCCCUGUACUCUGCACUGGUGAGGCUGCACUUGGAAUACUAUGUUCAGUUUUGGACCCCUCACUAUGAGAAACACAUUGAGGUACUGGAGUGUGUCCAGAGAAGCGCGACAAAAGUGGUGAUGGGCCUGGAAAACAAGUCUUAGGAGGAGCAACUGACAGACCUGGGGCUGUUUAGCCUGGAGAAGAUGAGGCUGAGGGAGACCUUAUUACUCUCUACAACUACCUAGAAGGAGGUUGCAGAGAGGUGGGUGUUGAUCUCUUCUCCCAAGUGAUAGGUGAUAGGACAAGAGGAAAUGGCAUCAGGCUGUGUCAGGGGAAGUUUAGAUUGGACAUUAGGAAAAAUUUUUUCACAGAAGGGGUUAUCAAGCAGUGGCACAGGCUGUCCAGAGAGGUGGUUGAGUGACCAAUCCCUAGAAGUGUUUAAAAAGCGGGUAGAUGAGAUGCUUGAGUACAUGAUUUAGUAGUAGACAGGUAUGGUUGGAGUUGAUCUCUAAGGUCUUUUCCAACCUAAUGAUUCUAUGAUUGUGUGACUUGGAUAUUUGGCUAUUACCUAUGUGAGUGAAGAAAAAGCAGUGAUCCCGUGUUUCUUUCCAGCUGGGCAAAAUCCAUACUAUACCAUCCAAGAGAUUAAGCUUAUCAAUUUUUUCCUUAGUCGCUACAUAAAAAUGUAAGGCUUUUCCCUAAUUGGUGUAAUCUAGCCACCAAACAACCCACCUUUCCCCUGCUAUUAGCGUAGGCUUCACUCAGUGUGAUAGUCUACCAACGGACUAACUAUACAAAACAUGUUAUUACACUUUAAGUGCCAAAAAGUAAGCAGUAUUCAUUGUCAAAAAAAAAAAUAAAUUAAAAUCUACUGCUUUCAUCAUUUCAGUGUUUCUAAGGACAGGAUCUUAUAUUGUAAUUAUUAUUUUGAACUUGAUAUGGUGUGUAAAAUCUGAUGAUUCAGACCAUAAAAUAAUACAACAUUUGUGGAACCUUUAGUCACAAAGUUGUCAGUGGGAAGACUAUUGAGUUUUAAUCUGUUUUCAGUUGAAGUUAGUGAAAGCUUCUUGAGGUCACAAAUAGGUUGAUUUUUGUUACUGUUAUUUAUGUUGUUCCAAAAUCCAUUCAAGAUUAUGAAUCCUCUGACAUAGUAAAUAUUGAUUCUUCAGGAAAACCUGUCAUUUCUGAAAUUACAAAGCUAUUCCUUCAAUUUAUGCUGGCAAUCAACCCUGUAUAAUACUUUGUUUCCAAUAAGGUUAUGGAGAUUUAAUGACAAUAUAAAUUUCUGUGCAAAUGGAACUUUGCUCUUUUAUUGAUGAUGCACAAAAACAGAUUACUGGUGAGCUCAUUUUUAUUAUGUAUUUGGUUCUGCAUGGCUGAUAGGAAUGAAAAUUAAUUAAAGGCUGUCAUUCAGACAAGGUCAGAUGGUAGUGCGUGUACAAAAGGAAGAAACUCUUUCAUGGCAUUUUUUGACUAACAGUGAAUUUUGAACUCAUUUUUUAAAGCUCAAUACAGACAUCAAAAAGUAAUGUGAAACUGAUUUGAAAACGGAGCAAGUAAAAAAGUAAAAAUGUUUUUAAAUCAAUAUAUUCUAUUUGAAAUAUUAAAACGUUCUUCUCAGAAGCAGUCUGGAUUCUUUUAGGAUCUGGUUCACACUUGCUGCCUGUAUGCGCAGGUGUAUCAUUUUCCUUUGUGUUUCAGAAUGCCAAGCUCAUAGUCUGGUGUGCAGAGCACAGGGCUGCAGUUCACUGUGCAGAUGCAAGGAGAAUCCGGUAAUAUACUUAGAAUAAUACUUACCAUUCCUGUGAUAAGAACAGAAUAGAACUUUGAACUUAUUUUUGGGAAUGAGGAGGAGUGUUUCUUCUACCAGUUGAUUUUUUCAACCAUCCAUGGAUGUCGUUCAUACUGCUUCAUAUUGGCAGUUAGGAAAUGUGUAAGCUCUAUUAAUAAAGAUUUAAUUUCUUUACUGUGGUAGAGAACACUCCAAGGGGAGAGAGUAUCUAAAGAAAUAGGAGAUAAAGGUUAAGCCUCCUAAUGAACUCUUAAUUUUGCAGUGCUAAACGUUAUUUUUUACAAAGAGCAGGAGCUCAGAUGAGAGAUGGAGUAGUUACUAGAAGACAGGCCCAUAGUGGAAUAUGUGUAGCAUCCAUCAUGAUAUUUACCAAAACUGAUGAGUAUUAAACCAUGGUAUUUAUUCUUAAUGGAUAUAUGAUUAAAGGAUCCAGGUUGUCCUUUAUGAAAUCAUACUUCUACCUAUAGCUUUGUAAGGGUCCCUCACAUGGUAGGCAUGUGAAUCUCUGGACAGUUGGUAGAGACACCUUGAGGAAACCUUGUUUUGUAAUCCUCUGAUUUUUUUUUUAUUUGAAUUAUAAUGUUGAUACUCUUUGUUUUGGUUUGCUUUCCUGCUAAUUCUGUUCACAUCACAUUUACACAGAGUUUUUUCCACUUCUGUUUGUCCUUUGUUUUUAAGAAGACUACAAGGUUCUUGUUGAAAGCACAGUAGCAAAAUCUAUUCAGCUGGUGCUAGCAAAUAUAAUUGUAUGCACCACUUGUGCUUUAGUGGUAGCAAGCAAGUAUUCUCUCACCAGGUAGCUAGCUAAUGGUGGAGAGGUCAUUUGUCCUGGAGAGAUCUGAUGAAAUAGCUGUGCUUUCUAGUGAUGUUUCAAGGUUAUUUUAUUACAGAAUUUUUUUCAAGCCCUUCGAGUGUACCCUGAGGCAAGUACACUUAAAACUAAAGGUUGUACAGUCGGCCACAGUUCAUUGAAAAUACGUGAGUUUAACGAAACACGCUGUUCACAAUUUUUCCUUUGGGUGGGAAAAAAAAAAAUGAAGAAAAUGUCCAGAGGGCCUGGGUAGCUCCUUGUGAAAAAUGUCGACUUUAUUCGCAGUACCCAGCACUGAAAGACACCCAUCACACAGGAAAGAAACACACCUGAAGAAUUCUGCCUCUUUCAAUAAAUAUGUAUUACAAAACAGCUGCUUGCUCUCCUGUAGCUGUUUGUCCAUCUUUUAUAUAUGAUGGCCUAAACUUGCCCUCUGAAGCUCAUUAAGGGCCUUUAUAGCUUUGCAGUGUCUUGUUAGCCUUUUUUAUCUUUUUUACAUUGUUCAAAUUUGAUAGCCUUUUUUUAACUACAUGAAAUUCCACUUUCUGUAAUGUGCUUCUUUGUGAGAAUUGAUUAUGGCUAUAAAGACUUAAAUUUCUAACUUGAUUUAAGCACUGUUGGGUUUUUCUUUAAAUGGCACUCAGCAUUUCCUACUCUCUCUUCAUGUAUUUUCAAUACUUUUUAUAUAGUUUGUUUAUGUACUUUUACUGCCGAGUAAUUUUUUUAUGUUCCAAGAUAGGAAUUUGAAUAAGCAGGUAUUUAUGCAAUAACAACAUGUGUUACUGAGACUAUUAAUACAGUUUAUCAGCAGAAUUCCAGACAAUGAAAUGGGCUCUGCUGUGUUUGAUAUUUUUAGUAGUGCUUCCUUGCUUCAGUUAGCUCCUUUAUGAGCAAAAUAUGGACCAAAAUUACCAGUGCAGCCAGGUUAUA